CUGUAGUACUGCAAUGAUUUGUUUACAUUGAGUACACUAACAAUUAGAAGAUUCAUAACUAUCUUUAAAGUGUAUAACCUUUGUACCUAUAAUAUGUCAUGAGAUGCGUCAAGAUUGGGGAAGCUAAGGGGUAAUACUGAAAUUGAAUCUUAUGGACUAGUGUAUAACUGUUGGAAAUGGAAACCUUUCAGACAAAAUAUAAAGUGUUGGAGAAAAUAGGAGAAGGGUCUUUUUCUGAAGUGAUGAAAUGUGAAAAUAGGGCAUCGCAAAAAUGUUAUGCAGCUAAAAAGUUGAAGAAGGUAUACAAAACGGAAGCAACUAUCAUGAAUUGUGCGGAAUUAGUAGCAGCACAAAAAAUUCCUCAUCACCCCAACAUUGUAAACAUGUUAGAGUACCACUAGUAUUGAUUCUUUCAGUGGACAACUAAUUUUUAUUUCCGAGCUAAUGGAUAUGAGUUUGCACGAUUUUCUGAAAACUAAAAGAAGGGGGCUUUCUGAGCAUAGAGCAAGGAACUAUUUAUACCAACUUCUUAAAGGUUUAGAACAUUUACACAAACAUGGCCUUUUUCACAGAGACGUAAAACCUGAAAAUAUUUUAAUGAAAUUUCCAUCACUUCUUUAUGCAUCGUUGUCGGAAGCUUGCACAUACCGGUAGCUUUUUGCUAAGCUGCUGAAAGAAGAGUGUGCCAAUGACCUACAGAUACAUAAUAGGCACAUGGACGGACGUUCAAAACAAAUGCAGCUUUAAUUGAAUUCCAUGGACACCACUAUCAACAGCGCGAUGGAGUUGCUACUUUUCCGCACGCAUUUCAGUUUGGAAAAGUGUCACUUAUUCGCACACUGUGCGGAAAGGUAAAAAUGUCAACGGAUGUUAAAUUUAAUCGUUGUUUGAGUGCACUACGACCCUAUCCAGGAUUCUGUCGUGCGCCAUAAAUUUUCAAGCAAGAAAUCAUCAAGUUAGCUGACUUGGGAUCCAUAAGGGGUAUCUUCAGCAGGCCACCUUAUACUGAAUAUAUCUCCACCAGAUGGUAUAGAUCUCCAGAAUGCUUGUUGACUGUUGGUCAAUAUGGUGCCAAAAUGGAUAUAUGGGCAGCCGGAUGUGUCUUCUAUGAAAUGCUGACGUCAAGACCCAUUUUUCCUGGGUCAGAUGAAAUAGACCAACUGCACAAAAUACAUGAAGUUUUAGGAUCACCGUCCAUACAAUUCUUAGGUAAAUUGAAAUCUAGGUCUAGGAAUUAUAUUUUCUUUCCGAAGCAACAAGGAUCAGGCUUAGACACCUUGAUAUCAAGGCAUUCCCGUCACGGUAGAGACAUAAUGAGUCUUAUGUUAGAAUAUGAUGCAGAGAAAAGGUCAAAUGUCAAGCGUCUCCUCAUGCAUUGCUACUUUGAUGAAAUACGAGAGCAGUCCAAAGAUAUCUCAAGACCAGAAAAGUGGUUUAAAACAAAAGAGGGCACUAAGAGGUGCAUGGGAGAUACUGGUGUAACUUGCACCUCAAAAUUGAAGAAACAACCGAGGUGUGAACAGUUUCUGGAUGAGAUCAGGAGGAGCAGUAAGGGAAGUAGUAGCAAAUGCAGUUCCAAAAGUAAUGGCAGCAGUAAAGAACAAAUCAAAUCCAUCACAUUGCCUUCUAUACAAAUUCCCUACUAUACUGGAGUGCUACCUAAAAAGACCGAGAAUGCUGAUCUGGCAUCACUACCUUUGGUUGAUUACAAGGUGAUCUGUCAGAUAAACCAGGACAUUCAUCACAAUUCCACCGAUUAUCUGAACCGGAAAAUGGAGAAAACAACGCAUACGAGGUCCCAUAGUCUAGGGAAAUGUGCAGUGAAAAUGAGCAAUCUAGAUCCCCAGGUGCAGAGUCAACCAGGCAUGGCAAAUAUUCACCAGUUACAAUCUAAAUCAGUGGUACUUCCAAAAAAAGUAUUCCAACGAAAGAAAAGGAGUAACAGCGAAAAUGAUAAGUCUGCUAUGUCAAGAAUGAGAUUACAUAACUGCCAUAGAUGUUCAUAGUUUAUGGGUUGUCAUAAAAUGUCCAUAGUAACUGUACGAGUUAUCAAUAAAACGAUGUAGAUGGCGUGUUGCGAAG
Molecule: messenger RNA, 2082 nt
Organism: Acanthoscelides obtectus
Lineage: Eukaryota; Metazoa; Arthropoda; Insecta; Coleoptera; Chrysomelidae
Source: the annotation of a GenBank genome assembly